Conger conger (European conger) is the source of this 755-nucleotide messenger RNA. Its product is annotated as nuclear protein 1-like. The coding region runs from base 145 to 369 and encodes 74 amino acids. Lineage: Eukaryota; Metazoa; Chordata; Actinopteri; Anguilliformes; Congridae. The record is from RefSeq and is a predicted model, not a curated record. Gene Ontology annotation, cellular component: nucleus. Gene Ontology annotation, biological process: negative regulation of cell population proliferation; negative regulation of cell cycle; regulation of transcription by RNA polymerase II. The transcript has 3 exons.
ACUGCUAUAAAAACCGAGUAGCCUAACUGGAAAACAGUAACAGCAAGACAGUAGAGGGUUGCUUUUUCGAAUAUUUUGAACACAACUUUGACGGAGUUGACUGGUAUCGUGUGUUUACUUGGUAACUUUUGAAACAGAACAAAUAUGAGUUUUGUGGAAGUGAAGAAUCUGGAGCCCACCACAUUUGAGGAACAUUACUACGACGAAUAUGAAUAUUACAACCUAACCGACCGUUAUUCUGGUGGCGCCAGUCGCAAGGGGCGGAGCAAACGCGAAGCCAGCUGUAACACCAACAAACCAAACCCUGCUGGCCACGAGAGGAAGAUCACCGAAAAACUCCGUAACACCGAGAAGCGAUCUAAAGAGUGAAGGGGCCAGGAAAUGAGUAUCGGACAGCUAACCCUGGUAACGGACCAUGGCAACCCGAGUGGCUGAUGAAGAGUGGACGCAGAUGGCAGGGCCAAAGAGCAAAGGAACGAACAGCAGAUUUGGAGAAACAAAUCAUGGCUAUUCAAAAGUCCUGGCGAAGCCAAGUCCUCUGACCUAGAGAUGCGCUAUGUGCAUUGUAUGAGUGGAGUUGAGCUAUCCUCCUCGUUGAUGUGGAACCCAAUGCACUUAUUUCAGUGUGAUAUGUACUUUAAUUCAGUACUUAUUAAUAUUAAACUGAAACAAUAUGCUAGAAAAGGAUACCGUGUCCAAAAAAGCAUUUGAACUUACAUGUAUUAAUGAUGACAAAUAAAUGAUUGAAGAGAAAA